Molecule: messenger RNA, 2994 nt
Organism: Closterium sp. NIES-65
Lineage: Eukaryota; Viridiplantae; Streptophyta; Zygnematophyceae; Desmidiales; Closteriaceae
Source: the annotation of a GenBank genome assembly
AUGGCUCGAACGCCCCGGAAUCGGCCGCAGCAGCAGUCUGGCUUCGCGCGAGCAGCACAGCCUGACCGACCGACGGAGGUCGUCGCGAAAGCUUCCGGCGCGGCGAAAGCAACGGUUUCGCGAAGAGCCCAGAGCCUCAGCGACUGGCUGCGGGCACACGGGUGGCGCAUGAGCAACCCGCUCCCCGACCCCGCCUUCCGCGAGCAGGACGAGGAGGGGGAGGAGGAGGAGGGCGGGUGGGGCGCUCUCAUGAAGGAAGGAGCAGCAGCAGCAGCUGGCGAUAGUGACAGUGAAGGUGCUGAGGGUGCUGGUGCUGGUGUGGCUGGUGCCGGCACUGGUGGUGCAAAUAGGGGUAACGCUGCUGCUGCUGCGGCUAGUGCAAGCAGGCCCGUUACCGACUCGCUAUCAGCAGACUUGAUACCAGCAGAAGCCAACGCGACUUUCUUGCGCCUGUUACAGCAGCAGGGCGACUACGCGUGCGCCCUGUGGGUGCGCAACGUGUGCUACGCCUUCAACCCCCUCUUCCACUCCGUCCCCGUCGCCAACCACGAGAUCGAAAAGAUCAUGCUGCGAGAACGAAUCACGGACCGCCACGUGGGCGUGUGGUUCUGGAAGGACCCCAGAUACGACCUGUCCCGGUUGAACCUCUCUCAGAACAUCUGCACGGGGAAAUCCGCUCUCCAGCCGCUGAGGAAGGAGCACUUCUCGAGUGCGGACGUGCGAGAUGUGCCGGAGCUGAGUGGGCGCGUGGGGCCGUUUGUGCAUGCCAGUGAUGCUGAGCUCUUCUUCCUGCACGGCCGCCCGCCUGCUCACCGCGUCCCUGCCGCUGCUGCUGGCACCAGCAGCAGCAGCAGCGGCGGCGGCGGCAGCAGCAGCAGCAGUGGUGGUUACUCGGGUAGUGCGUUCACCACUAACAACGCCUCAUUCGCCAUCUCAGUCGAGCAACCGGAGGAGUGGCGGGGCGUGGGCAUGGUGUCGCUGAGAGACGGGCACCUGGGUCACUUCGUGGAGUUCAUCGGUGCCAUGACUGAACUCGCCUCACACCUGCCCACUGGCAAGAGGGACAGGGACGUGCCAGGCACGCAAGUGGCAGCGGCAGACAAGGAUUCUCCAGGCAGGGAGGUGGCUUCUGGGGGAGGGACGGCUGAUGCUGCUGCUGCUGCUGCUGCUGGUGACAGUGCUGGUAGUGCUGGUGCUGGUGCUGGCGCUGGUGAUGCUGCUGGUGUCAGUGGUGGUGCGGCUGCUGCUGGUGGUGGGGAUGGUGGAAAGGAGGGGGACAGGGUUGACGUGCAGCCAGUGCUCUUCUUUCCAAGUGGUGCGGGAAUAUCAAGGUGGGUAGCGGCAGCUGGCGCGGUUGCCAUGCGUGGCCCUCAAGCCAUGCGGGAAUACCAAGGCAUGAGAGUCCCCCAAGCCAUGCGAGAGCAUCAAGGCACGAAAGACCACGCGGGCAUGCGAGGGCUCAAGGGCACGAGACAGCAGAUCAAGAAGGGUGAAUUAGACCCAGCAGGGGAAUCCGGGGCGGCACUGGCGGCAGGGGGAGAAGCAGUGACAUCAGCAGGAGGAACACCAGUGGCAGCAGAGUCAACACCAGCAGUGGAGGCAGGGCGAGUGUGGACGCACACGACGUGCUUCCAGGACGCCUUCUUCCCGCUCUCCAUCGCCCACGCGCCCUCCUCUGCUGACCUCUUCCGCCUCUGGGUGGCCCAGGGCGCCGGGCUUGGCAAGACCCUUAAAGCCCAGCAGGCCGAUCCGCGGGGGGUGGAAAAGGGGGAUGUGGGUGAGAAGAAUGGAGAGAGAAAGGGGGGAGGGAAAGGAGGGAGAGGCAGUGGGGAAGGUGAGAAGAAAAUUGAUAAGAAAGGGAGGAGCAGUGGGGAGGAUAAGAAAGAUGAGGAAAAAGGGAAGAAGAAUGGGGUAAGUGAGAAGAAAGUUGAGAAGGGAGGGAGGAGCAGUGAGGGAAGUGAGAAGAAUGCAAAUGCAAGUGUGAGUGGUGGGGAGAGGAGAAAAGGAACAGAUAAACACAGUGAAAGGGAUAAGGGAGGCGGAAAUGGUGGGAAUGGGGGGAAUGGGGGGAAAAGGAGGAAUGAGAGAGAGGAUGGUAGGGAGGAGAACGCAGGAGAGAAAGGGGGGGAUUGGAAAAUAAGUCGUCCUGGCAAGGGAGGGGAGAAAAAGGGGGUAAUUUCACAUGUUUCAGGUGCUUCAGUUGUUUCAACUGCUUCAGGUGUCAGAAGAGCCGCGACGGGCAGAGGAAGCAUGAAGUCCCACUCAAGCAGACACCUGCUGCAGCUGCAGUUGAGGAAGGGAGACCUCCCCAUGAGACACCUUAAAGCCAAGGGAACAACAAAUGUGAGCAGCAGAGAGCGGCAGCAACAGCAGCGGCGGCAGCUGGGGCAUGGAGAGAGUGGGAGGCGGGCUGCAGGGAGGAGGGUGGCAUGGCAGAUAACAGUGGUGGAGCGCAAGGGCGUGCGCACCAUCAGCAACUUCCGCCCCAUGGUUGGGCUACUCAGGGCCGUCUUUCCCCACCUGCCUGUCAAGGUCGUCUCGCUGGAGGCCAUGCCGUUCGCCGCCCAGGUGCGGGCGAUGCAUCGGACGGCGUUGCUUGUCUCGAUGCACGGGGCGUCCAUGGCCAACGUGGUGCUGCUGCAGAAAGGGGCGGCGGCACUUGAGAUCAUGCCAUAUAUGUGGCACUAUGGCGCGUACAAGCGCAUCGCACUGCGGUGGGGAGUGCACUACUUCAUGUGGCGCAACGAGCAUCGCAACCUCUCCACCUACACCGACAACUGCCUCGACGCCAACGGCUUCAGCCAAUGGCAGCCCGCCAAGUGUCACACGGUCACGGCCUGCAGGGCGUGCAUUCGAGAUAAGGUGGUAACAGAGGUGCACCUGGGGGAGCUAAGAUCUGCUCUGCUGGCUGCCAAGGAGGUGGUUGACCAAUGGGAGCUUAGAAGGGGAAGAUCCUUUGUAGAGCUAUCUGAUGACUUGACUGCAGAUGGGUAG